CUAAUCACGCCCUCGGGUUGCCAAUAUCUAGAGGAUGCGCCAGGGGGCAGUGUGCACCGGGACGUAGUGCGUGUGGAGCGCAUGCGCAGCAGAGCGAGUAGGCGUAUGUACCCAGUUCCUGGUGCCGCGGAGCUAUGAGCUCUUCACUGCUGUUGACCCUGCUGUCGCUCCUGUCCGGCCCGUGGAUCGAGCUAGGGAAUGGGCAGGUGACAAGCAUGGUUAAGCUGCCAGGUGGCAGAUUCCAGAUGGGAACAAAUUCACCGGAUGGCAGAGAUGGUGAAGGACCUGUCCGGGAGGUGACAGUAAAACCUUUUGCCAUCGACAUAUUUCCUGUCACCAACAAAGAUUUCAGGUAUAUCAGGGAGUUUGUCAGGGAGAAAAAGUACCGGACAGAGGCCGAGACGUUUGGGUGGAGCUUUGUCUUUGAGGACUUUGUCUCAGAUGAGCUUAGAAACAAAGCGACUCAGCAAAUGAAGCCUGUUCUCUGGUGGCUUCCAGUGGAAAGGGCUUUCUGGAGGCAGCCUGCAGGUCCCGGCUCUGGCAUCCGAGAGAGACUGGAGCUCCCGGUGGUACACGUGAGCUGGAAUGAUGCGCGGGCCUACUGUGCAUGGCAGGGGAAACGGCUGCCUACUGAGGAAGAGUGGGAGUUUGCGGCCCGCGGGGGCUUAAAGGGUCAGGUUUAUCCCUGGGGAAACAAGUUCCAGCCAAACCGCACCAACCUGUGGCAGGGAAAGUUCCCCAAGGGUGACAAGGCUGAGGACGGCUUCCAUGGGGUCUCCCCAGUGAACGCGUUCCCCCCACAGAAUAACUAUGGGCUCUAUGACCUCGUGGGCAACGUGUGGGAGUGGACAGCUUCACCAUACCAGGGUGCAAACCAGGAUAUGCGUGUCCUCCGGGGGGCAUCCUGGAUCGACACAUCCGAUGGCUCUGCCAAUCACCGGGCCCGGGUCACCACCAGGAUGGGCAACACUCCAGAUUCAGCGUCUGACAACCUAGGCUUCCGCUGUGCUUCCAAUAUAGGCCGACUGCCAGGGGAGCUGUGAGCAGCCACGCAGCCACGAAGAGUGCCCCGUGGUACCCAUGCCACUCACUGGCCACAUUUCAAACAGCCAAGCUCUUCAACUUCCACCUUCUCCUCCUCUGCCCCUUUUGACAGGCACCUCUCACCUGGUGGCAGGUGGGCGGGAGAGGCCUCUCGCCUCAGAGGAGGCCAUGUCUCUUGGUGAAGGGCCCCAGCGCACUGAUUGUGGCCAGGAGCUGGGUGUUUUUAUUAGAGGCCAAAUAUCAACUAUACAGGGGCCAAGUACUCAAACAAUUGGGGCGGCGUCCUCUUAAAGGCAGUGUGUUAAAAUCCUUUUAAGUCUGUUCCCUUCCCCUUUCUCGGUGUCUGAUUCAGGGACCUGACAUUGUUUCUUAGGGCAGAAUUUCCCCACUCUCUGUUUUCCCAGCAAAUUGCUGUGGAAAGGAGAUGCUGCCUUCAUUUGUAUAGUGUUUCUGUGUGCCUCUGAAGGCACUUGAUUUCCACUCUCUGUAUGUGAAAUGGAGAAAUGUGGGCUCUUUAAAGCGCAAUUCAGUCUUCAAAGGGUCCAGGACAGUGGUUCUCAACCUUCCUAAUGCCGCGACCCUUUAAUACAGUUCCUCAUGUUGUGGUGACCCCCAAUCAUAAAAUUAUUUUCAUUGUUACUUCAUAACUGUAAUUUUGCUACUGUUAUGAAUCGUAAUGUAAAUAUCUGAUAUGCAGGAUGUAUUUUCAUUGUUACAAAUUGAACAUAAUGAAAGCAUAGUGAUUAAUCACAAAAACAAUAUGUAAUUAUAUGUGUUUUCCAAUGGUUUUAGGCGACCCCUGUGAAAGGAUCAUUCGACCCACAAAGGGGUCGCGACCCACAGGUUGAGAACCGCUGGUCUAGGAGAACAGGGUAUUAACCAGGCCAAACUGUGCCUCCUGCGAGUCACAAAGUAAAUGAUACUUCAGAAAGACAAACAUGAGAAGUGUCCCUUUCUGUUGUUAAUUAUGCAAGGGCUUCCUUAUGCCUCUGGAAACCUGUCCCCUGGAGAAGGACCUGCUCCCAUGGUGUCACUGGACAUUGUGAGGUCAGUAAAAUCCCCCAUGAUUGUAUCUC
Messenger RNA from Myotis daubentonii (Daubenton's bat), 2120 nucleotides. RefSeq names its product sulfatase modifying factor 2 (gene SUMF2). NCBI's taxonomy places the organism in Eukaryota, Metazoa, Chordata, Mammalia, Chiroptera, Vespertilionidae. The record is from RefSeq and is a predicted model, not a curated record. Gene Ontology annotation, cellular component: endoplasmic reticulum.